CUUUGCCGGUUGCUGGAGUCUACACCGGCUUUUAGAAAUCGGAAUCGCAUUAGACAAAUGACACGCAAAACAGCGACAUUUUUUAUUUCUUGUUUUCGAUUUGACUGAACAAAUAGAGAAUAGUGAGACCCUUGUUAAUUUUUACAACAGCUUAUUUAUCGUGCAGGUUCAGCCCAAAAAAAAAUAUAUAGUACCGGCGUCGCGUAAUCUGCUUCAACAUGAGCUGCCCUUUUGACGAACAACAAUUGGCCCAACUAAAGACAUUUGUUGAGCUUUGCAAAAAUCAACCCCUAAUACUCCAACAUCCCAAAUUAUCUUUCUUUAAAGAUUAUUUGGUGUCUUUAGGUGUAUCAUUACCCACGGCUACAUUUGGCACGAAAACAUUUGCGCCUGCAGGAGAUGGUAACUCUCAAAGCAAUGUUGAAGAUAGUACAAAGCAGCCAUCUUCUGAAUCUGACGAUGAGCCAGAGUCUGAUGUGGAACUUGAUAUGGAAGGUGUAAUUGAAGGUGACCCAUCUGAGGCUACACAAGAAAUGGGUGAUGAAACAAAAGAGCCAACUGAUGAAGAGAGAGACCAGUCUGAUGAGAAGCGUUCUGAGGCAAUGAAAGCUUUCUCUGAACAGAAUUAUGAAGAAGCCAUAAAGUUUUACACUGAGGCAAUAAAACUUAAUCCGUCAAGUGCAUUACUCUUUGCAAAGAGAGGACAAGUGUUCCUUAAACUUAACAAGCUCUAUGCCUGUAUCAAGGAUUGCACUCAUGCACUGAAACUGAACUGUGACAGUGCUGCCGCUUACAAGUUUCGCGGUCGUGCUUACAGGCUUUUAGGUAAGUUCGAGGAAUCGUGCCAUGACCUCUGCGAAUCUCUGAAGAUUGAUUAUGACGACCAAACAAAUGAAUGGUUAAAUGAAGUGAAACCAAAUGCCGAGAAACUUCGUCAACACAAUCUUAGUGUUCAGCGCAAGAAGGAAGAAAAGGAGCGCCGAGACAAAAUCCGUCGUGCUCGCAAGGCGCAGGAGGCUCGCGCUAAAGCAGCACGUGAACAAGAAGCGAAUGCCAACGCUACAGGAAUGGGUGGCAUGCCAGGAAUGGGAGGCAUGCCAGGAAUGGGAGGCAUGCCAGGAAUGGGCGGCAUGCCAGGAAUGGGUGGAAUGCCAGGAAUGGGUGGUGGGAUGUUCGAUAGCGAGAACCUUGUGAAGCUCCUUAGUGAUCCAGAAAUCAUGGCUGCAUUACAGGACCCAGAAGUGACAAAAGCUUUCUACGAUGUAUCUUCAAACCCAGCCAACUUUGCCAAAUAUCAGAACAACCCAAGAGUGGCAUCUGUUUUGGAAAUGCUGCAAAAGAAAUUUGGCGACCAAUGUGGUCCUAACUUAAGUGGAGCAAACUCAGGCGCAGGAUCCGAAGGACCAAAAUCUUUCGACGAUGAUGUAGGCCUGGACUAAGUCUUGAAAUUGACGCAUGCACCAAGACAGAUUUAAUUCCUUAUUCAAUAUAACGUUUUCAUAUUACA
Messenger RNA from Pieris rapae (cabbage white), 1507 nucleotides. Its product is annotated as hsc70-interacting protein. NCBI's taxonomy places the organism in Eukaryota, Metazoa, Arthropoda, Insecta, Lepidoptera, Pieridae. The record is from RefSeq and is a predicted model, not a curated record. The transcript has 9 exons. Gene Ontology annotation, molecular function: protein dimerization activity; Hsp70 protein binding. The coding region runs from base 219 to 1439 and encodes 406 amino acids.